CUUCGUCGGCCGCGAACCGCCACCCCGGGGACUUGCGGCCGAGCCACCGCCGUGACUUGGACGCGCAGCGAGCCCCUGUCGUGCCCUCCUAGACUCGCCCCUCAGCGAGUCGUCGGGGCGCCGCUGUCCUCCGCCCACCCGCAGAAACGGCGUCGUGCGAGCAACGCCCGUGGGAGCCGAGCGCCGGCGAGUUACGGCGGCACCCCACGUUAUCCUCACAACAGCCCUGGGUUCUGAGAUUGACUGGUUGGAACUCAAGAGGAGGUGACUGGCCCCGCAUCCACCCCAGCCUGGCGCUUGACCCAGCAUGUCUCGAGCCACCAAGAGGAAGCACGUGGUGAAGGAGGUGCUGGGGGACCACAUAGUGCCCUCUGCCCACCAGAAGAUUGUGAGGGUACUACGCACACCAGGGAACAACCUGCAUGAGGUGGAGACGGAGCAGGGCCAGCGCUUCCUGGUGAGCAUGCCCUCAAAGUACCGCAAGAACAUCUGGAUCAAGAGAGGAGACUUCCUCAUCGUGGACCCCAUUGAAGAGGGGGAGAAGGUGAAAGCCGAGAUCUCCUUUGUGCUCUGCAAGGCCCAUGUGCGCUCAAUGCAGAAGGAUGGAGUCUGGCCUGCGGCUUUCUCGGAUGUGGUGGAGAAACAAAGCAACAACAGGCAGACUCAGCCGGAACUCCCAGCUGAGCCUCCGACUUCGGGAGAUGAGUCCAGCUCUGCAGAUGACUCGGACCUCUUCAUCAACACCAACCGCAGGCAGGAGGAGGAGAGUGACGAGGACAGUGAGGAGGAGGAGGAGGAGAUGGCCUGAGGGCCCCUGUCCACCCUAUGCCUGGACAUUCCCAGGGCUCUGUGUGUCUGACCCCUGGACGGGGUUAGCGCAGCGCUCCUCUGAAAUGACCUUCCGACCCAGGAGGAUUAAACCCCUGGCAGGUGUGA
Suncus etruscus (white-toothed pygmy shrew) is the source of this 936-nucleotide messenger RNA. It is a transcript of the gene EIF1AD, whose product is annotated as eukaryotic translation initiation factor 1A domain containing. Gene Ontology annotation, molecular function: translation initiation factor activity; RNA binding. Gene Ontology annotation, biological process: translational initiation. The transcript has 6 exons. The coding region runs from base 308 to 808 and encodes 166 amino acids. The record is from RefSeq and is a predicted model, not a curated record. Gene Ontology annotation, cellular component: nucleus. NCBI's taxonomy places the organism in Eukaryota, Metazoa, Chordata, Mammalia, Eulipotyphla, Soricidae.